Messenger RNA from Plodia interpunctella (Indianmeal moth), 1286 nucleotides. RefSeq lists its product as uncharacterized. The record is from RefSeq and is a predicted model, not a curated record. NCBI's taxonomy places the organism in Eukaryota, Metazoa, Arthropoda, Insecta, Lepidoptera, Pyralidae. The transcript has 3 exons. Gene Ontology annotation, cellular component: BORC complex. The coding region runs from base 130 to 645 and encodes 171 amino acids.
AAAAAAGGCCUAAAUUGACAUAGACAGGUGACAGCAAAAUGAAAAAUAAAUAUUACAACUUAAUUUAAACUAGGUAGACUUAUUUGAAAUGUAUUGAAAGCUACCUUUAAAAUAUUCAAUUCAUUCAAAAUGGCAUUUGUGUAUCAAGUUGACCAAGAUUUAGACGCGAAAGCUAAAAAAACUGCUGAAAGAAUAUCCGAAAACAUGCACAUAGUGGCGAAUGAGCCAUCGCUGGCACUUUUUAGGCUACAAGAACAUGUUCGUAAAGCGCUGCCACCUAUGGUUGAGCGGAGAGUGGAGGUCACCAAACUUCAGCAUGAGCUCCAAGGCAGGUGUUACGAUGUGGAAUAUGCUUUGAGUGCUGUAAAAUCAAUGGAUGGUGCAGCAAACAGCUUCAAGAACAUCCAGGAAAUGUUGAAGCAGUCUAUAUUUUUAAAACAACAGCUUAAAUAUGAGGAAACCAGAAGAAAUAAAAAAGAUACAAAUUCUGUGUACAAACGUCUCUCUGCUCAUAUUGUUCUUGACCUACCGGAUUUGUCUGAGUUUUCAAUGGUCCGGGAGACUACUAACCGGAUAGAGAAUAUGAUGGCUCAUGCCAGGGGAUCAACUGCAGAGUUGCAUAGAUCACACACUACAUUACAUUGAUAGAAUAAGUAGCCAAAGAACUCCAAGUAUCUUGCACAUCUAGUCAUUAAUUUUAAGCAUAGCCAUUAUAUUACAACUAACAGUUUCUAGAGCUGAUGACAGGUUUUAGGAAUGUAUAUGAUAAUUACUAUUAAGUAUUUAUAAUAUAGCCAUUUUGUGUACAAAACAAUUAACACCUUGCCUUUUCUAUUGGUAAAGCAUGAGACCAGAAUCCUCUGAGCCAACAGCAUUUUGAUAAUUUACAGAUAAGGAUUAUGAAAGAUAAUAAUUUAAUAAUAAUUGUCUCUAGUCUAUGACUGAUAAGUAUGCUAUUGUCUGUUAAACCUGCAUUUAUUCCUCUUAUAUAUGUCAUGUAGGCUCCACACUAUUGCCGAACUCAAGACAGAUGCCGAAGCGAAUGCAUGAUCAUUGCAAUAUUUGGUAAGAGUGCUUUUAUUUACAGCAAUUAAAAAUCAGCAAUAUAUACCCAAUCUGCCAAAGUUUGGCGAACUGUUCGUGGAUAGUAUAGAGCCGGCAUCAAAUUAUAACAAUGUCUAUAUAACAUUGCUCAAUUGGCUUUUUAUGUGAAAUGUCUGCAUAAUAAUAACCUGCUUCUUGUAUAGUCACAAAAAAUUAAACAUUUACUAAUACUUAUAACUUUU